UAUCAGUUGCCGGCGCUUUGAGUUACGGAAUAGUGGUUCAGUGAUGGCGGCGCCCAUGAGUCAGUCUCUAGGGCCUCAAAAUCCGGGUCCUAGCGGAGCUCCCGGACCCCAGCUUGUCCCUGGAGGAAGCCAACAGCAGCAGCAACUUGGUCUCGCCCAGCAACAACAGGAAUUCGAUCCGGUGCAGAGAUACAGGAUGCUUAUCCCGCAGCUGAAAGAAAGCCUUCAGAAUCUCAUGAAAAUUGCGGCUCUGAAUCUGGCCCAGAACACCAACAUUGAUAACGGGCAGAAGAUUGGGGACGGCAGCGUGCAGAGGUUUGACAAGAGUCUGGAGGAGUUCUAUGCCCUGUGUGACCAGCUGGAGCUGUGUCUGCGGCUGGCCUACGAGUGCCUCUCUCAGAGCUACGACAGUGCCAAGCAUUCGCCAACCCUGGUGCCUACAGCUACCAAACCAGACGCCGUUCAGACGGAGAGCCUGCCCUACACCCAGUACCUGAGCAUGAUCAAGUCUCAGAUCGCGUGCGCCAAGGACAUCCAUAACGCUCUUCUGGAGUGUUCCAAAAAGAUCACCGGGAAGACUCCGACCACACAGGGCGUCUUGUGACCCUCGCCCAGAGCACCCUCAGACCAGGCUGGCACGCCCCUGGGAUCGUGGUCUCACAGGGACAGACUCUAAUACGUGACUUGGCCUCCAUCUUUUCUACACAAAUAAAACAGCGCUCCUCCCAGAGGAUGCCUGCCUUCUCGGAGGGACCCCCACCCUAACUGUAGGCUCCCUCCACGUCAGGUGGACCGGCAGCAAUCGACAUGGCUCUCGGACAGGACCUUGUCAUAGCUGUCUAACAUACUUUCAGUUCCUUAUUUUUCACAUCUCUGCUUGCUGGCAAUCAUUGUUUCCAUCCAGUGCCUGAAAAGGGUGCUCUGAUACAAUUACCAAACUGUGCACCUGUGCGAGCGGAACGCUGGGCGUAAACUGCAUACAUUCAUUAACUGACAGCAAGCAGAGAUGUUAAAAAUGGUGUGGAAUUGAAACACACAGGGAGAUUUAUCCUCUCCCUGAGGUGUAAAAGAAAAAACACAGUCCUUGCAAAAACCUUUUUUUUUUUUUUUUUUUAAAGUGGCAUUUCUCCACCUCUCUCUUCCCGUAUUAUGAAAAGUGGGAGUGGUUGGCGCCAGUGGGCCCGGCUCGCCCCUCGUCAUAAUUUAGGUGCGUUGUCCGGCAGCACAGGAGAUUUUAAAGACCAGGGUAAAACGCCGUCUAUGAUAAAUCUGUUAUAGAAUUAUAGAAGAUCCUCUGUUAUUCCUCCUGUAUACGAAGAAAUUAACAACUGGGCGUUACCUUUCCCGUCUGUCGUAGAGGUGUGGCCCAGCGCAGGCUGGCACCGUCAGCACUUAUUGGCCGGUGUUAGGCCACUUUCACACGACCAGGUUUUUUUUUUUUUUUUUUUUUUUUUU
Molecule: messenger RNA, 1455 nt
Organism: Bufo gargarizans (Asiatic toad)
Lineage: Eukaryota; Metazoa; Chordata; Amphibia; Anura; Bufonidae
Gene: MED29
Product: mediator complex subunit 29
Exons: 4
Coding region: 44-604 (186 amino acids)
Biological process (GO): regulation of transcription by RNA polymerase II
Cellular component (GO): mediator complex
Molecular function (GO): transcription coregulator activity; transcription factor binding
Source: RefSeq, a predicted model, not a curated record